UUCUUGUAGUCAUGUCUAAUUUUUGGAGUCGUCAUGUUUCUGCAAUGUUUGCACCAGCUCUGCCUCCUUGCUCUGUGCAGCAGUUCUCAGGAGGAUUGCUUCCACCUGUGCUCCCGACAUUUUAAGCAGCUCUCUGUCAGACAAACAUUGCCAGAUUUUCGGGAGCCUUUGUGUGAGUAGUAUCCAGCGGUCCUUCCUUGCCUGAUCUGACCUCGUUUUGAUUCACGGAUUUCCCUGCUCUGCCUUGCCCACAUCGUAUACUUCAUUGGCUUCUGCUUUCUGGACUAACGACCUUGCUUCUGCCUCCUGACCAACCCUCUCUGCCUAACCCUUGGAUCCGUAUGCCUGAAUCUGCCUCUCCGUUCAUGACCUCACUUCUAUGCCCCCAACCCACGAUUCAAGCCUCUCCCUCGGAUCCUGUCUCCUGAUUCUGUCCUCCCGGCUCUGACCCUGUUUCUGUCCCCGACCACCGCCUUCUGCUCAGUCACUGGGUUUGCAAACCUGACAGCCAGUGUGACGUUGCCCUGCUGCCUCCUGAUGAUCACACUGAGGAGCCGAAAUUCAGUGUCCUGAUCCCUUUCACGGAUUCUGAGAAGGUCAAAGUCAAGAUGUCGGUAAGCAACCACGAAAACCGAAAGUCUCGCUCCAGCUCCGGCUCCAUGAACAUCCAGCUUUUUCACAAGACGUCGCACGCCGAUAGCCUGUUGACUCAGCUCAAUCUGCUACGCAAGCGAAGAGUCUUCACCGAUGUCGUACUAAAAGCCGGCAACCGCUCCUUCCCAUGCCACCGGGCUGUCCUGGCCUCCUGCAGUCGCUACUUCGAGGCCAUGUUCAGCGGCGGGCUCCGGGAGAGCCGCGACGAUGACGUCAACUUCCACGACUCCCUCCACCCGGAAGUACUGGAGCUCCUACUGGACUACGCCUACUCGGCCAGAGUCAUCAUCAACGAGGAGAAUGCCGAGUCUUUACUCGAAGCUGGCGACAUGCUUCAGUUCCACGACAUACGGGACGCAGCCGCGGAGUUUCUGGAGAAGAACCUCCACCCGUCCAACUGUCUGGGGAUGAUGCUGCUGUCAGACGCCCACCAGUGCCAGAGGCUGUAUGAGCUGUCUUGGAGGAUGUGCCUGGCGAACUUUGCUACUCUCUUCAGAACAGAGGACUUCCUUAGACUGCCCAAAGAUAAAGUCCAAGAGCUGAUCCUCAGUGAGGAGCUGGAGGUGGAAGACGAAAGCCUGGUGUAUGAGGCCGUCAUCGACUGGGUGAAGGCGGACAUGGAGCGGCGGCACAGCGAGUUGCCUGACCUGCUGCGCUGCGUGCGCCUGGCUCUACUGCCCGAAUCCUAUCUGCUGAAGAACGUCGCCUCAGAGGAGUUAGUGAUGUGCCACAAAGUAGGCCGGGAGAUCGUAGAAGACGCCGUGCGGUGCAAGAUGAGGAUCCUGCAGAACGACGGCAUCGUGACGGGGUUCUGCGCUCGGCCCAGAAAAGUGAGCCAGGCCUUGCUGCUUCUGGGGGGACAGACUUUCAUGUGUGACAAAGUCUAUGUGAUUGACAACAAGACCAAGGAGAUCACCCCCAAAACAGAUAUCCCAAGCCCCAGGAAAGAGUGCAGUGCUUGUGCUAUUGGUUGUAAGGUUUAUGUUACUGGAGGCCGCGGGUCUGAGAACGGAGCCUCCAAGGAUGUCUGGGUCUACGACACAUUGCACGAUGAGUGGUCAAAAGCGGCGCCGAUGCUGGUAGCAAGAUUCGGGCAUGGCUCUGCAGAGCUCGACCACAUCCUCUACGUAGUGGGAGGACACACAUCUCUUGCGGGAUCCUUUCCGGCGUCUCCGUCUGUGUCUCUGAAACAGGUUGAACAGUACGACCCACAGAGCAACAAGUGGACCCUGGUCGCUCCGCUAAGGGAAGGCGUGAGCAAUGCUGCAGUUGUUGGCGCCAAAAACAAACUCUUUGCUUUUGGAGGCACCAGCGUAAACAGAGACAAAUACCCCAAGGUGCAGUGCUUUCACCCCUGCCAGAACCGGUGGUCGGUACCGGCCGCGUGUCCGCAGCUGUGGCGGUACACAGCAGCGGCCGUCGUCGGCAACCACGUCGUUGUAAUUGGAGGCGACACAGAGUUUUCAGCCAGCUCUGCGUACCGGUUCAACAGCGAGACGUACCAGUGGUCCAAGUUUUGCGACGUGACAGCCAAGCGGAUCAGCUGUCACGCCGUGGCGUCGGGGAACAGACUGUAUGUGGUGGGAGGCUACUUCGGGGCUCAGAGGUGCAAGACCUUAGACUGUUACGAUCCGUCAUCGGACUCCUGGGACAGUGUGACCAGUGUGCCCUACUCACUCAUUCCUACUGCCUUCGUCAGCACAUGGAAGUACCUGCCUUCUUAGAGAUGCAGGCUCUGCAAGGUUUCUGGAUGAGCUGCAAUGUCUGGCAUGCAGGCAUAUGUCUGUCUGCUGGCUCCGAGCAGGAGGAAGACGAUUAAGAUGAAGAAGGGGUUUGUGUCUUCUCGUUGGGGCUCCGUCCUCUCUGAUGGGUCUGCAGAGGAGCAAAGGUUUGGAAACAGCCCAGAGACUGAAAGUCUGCAGCCUCACCCCCCCCC
This is a messenger RNA of Girardinichthys multiradiatus, 2590 nucleotides long. RefSeq names its product ectodermal-neural cortex 3 (gene enc3). Bases 609 to 2378 code for a protein of 589 amino acids. The transcript is spliced from 4 exons. Gene Ontology annotation, molecular function: protein binding. Lineage: Eukaryota; Metazoa; Chordata; Actinopteri; Cyprinodontiformes; Goodeidae. The record is from RefSeq and is a predicted model, not a curated record.